AUGUCCAUGAUGGCGCUUCGCAGAAAUCCGUACAGGAAGUGCAAGAUUGAAGAGGUGGUGGAAACGCCCGUUGCUGGUCAAGAAUGCAAGAAGAGUAGGAGAAGCUGCACAAUUGAAGUCCCACCGAUGCGACCCGCUGCGAAGAUCCAACGAGUGGCCCAAUCACUGUACUAUGAAGCCAAAGAUCAAUUUUACCAUUGCAACUACUUUGCCAUGUCACUAGACAACUUCCCCGCUACGACACUGGAAAUGCCGACUGGAUGGGACUGCAGCAGAAUAAAGAAGAUGCACCUCGAGCUUCAAUUAAAAGAUGCACAACGAAUGAACAGCUACAUCGAUUGGACUUCUCUUUUUGCACAAUUUCCCUCUCUGGUUCACCUACGGAUCGUUCCGAGUUUCCAUCCACGGUACUACGAAUGGGCACGGUUAGAGCUCGAAGACUGGAAAAGAGCACACUUCAUCUUCCGGGCUUUCUUCCGUGAGCUGUUAGCAUCGAUACCCGAGCAACUCACGUGGAAGCUUGGGCAGUCGAUGGACCCACAAGAGCACAUGCAACUCGAAGGGAGAGCGCCUGUUGCCAAAAAGGUGUUGUGGGAUAUGUAUUCUGAGCUAGGCACCAGGCGAGGACGUUGCAGAGAAACAGCGCAGGUUAUCGACUUUGCUCAGCGGUGA
This is a messenger RNA of Didymosphaeria variabile, 672 nucleotides long. RefSeq lists its product as uncharacterized. NCBI's taxonomy places the organism in Eukaryota, Fungi, Ascomycota, Dothideomycetes, Pleosporales, Didymosphaeriaceae. The record is from RefSeq and is a predicted model, not a curated record. Bases 1 to 672 code for a protein of 223 amino acids. The transcript is spliced from 2 exons.